AUGGCUGCUACCGACUACAAGUUUGAGGGCUGGAUGGGUGACUCGCCCGAGUCAGUCAACGGCAAGAUGCGUUGGGGAGAGUUUGAGCCUAAGAAGUGGACGGAGGAUGAUGUCGACAUCAAGAUCACCCACUGCGGUAUCUGCGGCUCGGAUCUGCACACUCUCUCCUCUGGAUGGGGCGCUACGCCUUACCCCUGCUGUGUCGGCCACGAGAUUGUUGGCCGUGCUGUUCGCGUCGGCAGCAACGUCAAGGACAUCAAGGUCGGCGACCGGGUGGGUGUCGGCGCCCAGGCCCGCAGCUGCAUGAGUCCCGACUGCCCCGAGUGCUCCAUCGGCCGCGAGAACUACUGCUCUACCAAGGGCCAGAGCAUCAACACAUACGGCUCCGUCUACCCCGGCGAUGAGGGCAAGUCGUACGGCGGCUACGCCACCUACAACCGCACCAACGGCAAGUUCUGCAUCAAGAUCCCCGACGGCCUGCCCUCCGAGUACGCCGCGCCCCUCAUGUGCGGCGGCGUGACCGUCUGGGCCCCACUCAAGGACAACAAUUGCGGACCGGGCAAGAAGGUCGGCAUCGUCGGCGUUGGCGGUCUGGGCCACUUUGCCGUCCUGUUCGCCAAGGCGAUGGGUGCGGACAAGGUGGUGGGCGUGUCAAGGCGCGAGUCCAAGCGCAAGGAGGUCUUGUCCCUGGGGGCCGACGACUACAUCGCGACCGAGGACGAGAAGGACUGGGAGAAGCACCACCGCCGCAGCCUGGACCUCAUCAUCUGCACCGUCUCGCACACUGGCAUGCCGCUGGACAAGUACUUGAUGUUGCUCAAGCCUAACGGCAUCCUGAUCAACGUCGGCGUCCCCGAGGGCGGCGUGCUGCCCAACAUCAACGCCUUCACCCUCGUCCUCAACGCCGUCAGCGUCGGCGGCAGCCUGAUCGGCAGCCCCGGCGAGAUCCGCGAGAUGCUCGAGUUUGUCGCCAAGCACAACAUCAAGCCCUUGGUCGAGAUGAGGCCGAUGAAGGAGGCUAACCAGGCCAUCCUCGACAUGGAGGCCGGCAAGGCCAGGUACCGUUACGUGCUGGUCAACGAAGAGAACCAGUAA
Messenger RNA from Pyricularia pennisetigena, 1095 nucleotides. RefSeq lists its product as uncharacterized. The coding region runs from base 1 to 1095 and encodes 364 amino acids. Gene Ontology annotation, biological process: alcohol metabolic process. Gene Ontology annotation, molecular function: alcohol dehydrogenase (NADP+) activity; zinc ion binding. The record is from RefSeq and is a predicted model, not a curated record. NCBI's taxonomy places the organism in Eukaryota, Fungi, Ascomycota, Sordariomycetes, Magnaporthales, Pyriculariaceae. The transcript has 2 exons.